Molecule: messenger RNA, 934 nt
Organism: Aspergillus wentii DTO 134E9
Lineage: Eukaryota; Fungi; Ascomycota; Eurotiomycetes; Eurotiales; Aspergillaceae
Exons: 2
Coding region: 296-850 (184 amino acids)
Source: RefSeq, a predicted model, not a curated record
UUCUGACUUGGACGUUCGCUCACUUAUCAUGUAGCGGAGGUGUGAUGAUGGAUAUGUCAGUGCCACGUAUAUGUUCCACGCCACCUUUCCAUAGGCAAAUCUUGAGGAGCAAUUACGCGAAUGGGAGUACAUCAAAGAGAGCAAAGAAAUCAGUGAUAUCAAAAAUGCGAACUGUAUUUGGAUAUCUCCUCGCUCUGCACUUGAGCUUGCAGAAGAAUAUCAAAUAUACCCUUGGGUUCGAGCUUUGAUUGACCCUUCAUCGAUCGCUUUGUCGUUCAGCGCCAAAGACAUUGUUAUGCCACCUCCGAUCUUUGAUUUGUCGGUGUUUGAAAAGGAUCGUAGAGAUGGCAAGGGCUCUUCGCAAGAUUUUAAGGAUGGUUUCAAGAAGGAAGAAAUAAAUACAGAGUCCAAAGCCUGGCCAACAGGCAGUUCAUCAACUCCAGGCGCCCUCGAUGAUGAUAAGAGUAAAUCGACACAACAGGCUGGCAACAUACUUCAACCCACAAUGAACCUAGACAAUAUGGCUCGAGUCUUUCUAGACAGACUAGACAGACAGAAUGCCGAAAAUAGUCAUCUUGAAGAGCAGCUGAAAAUCGAGAGGAAGCAACAUCAAGAAGAGGUGGAGAAGCUCCAGCAGCGCAUUGCAGGGCUGACCACCAGACUAGCUUGUUUGAAUUCGGGUAUCCAGGACGCUCACAAACGGAAUCUCUCUCUUCCUUCUGGUUUUCAGUUUCAAUUUGGAGCUGGUGUGCCCCAAAUGCAGCUGAAUAUGUUGAAAGGGCCGGAAAGUGAAGAGCUACCGGCAUUCUCAGACGUAUCCAAGUUAGGGCCUGAGGUGGGGUCUAUGUAGAUACCUAGGCUUACUUCUAGAGCGAUUGCGGCAUAAUUUUGGUGAUGGCAAUCUAUAUACACGCACGCCCUCGGCGCAGCAACG